AUGGGGCCCCUGGGCAAUAGGGGAUCAUGGGGCCCCUGUGUCCUUGCCCAAACUCAAAAAAGCCUAUGAAAAAAGGUACCAGGGGCAUCUCAUGGGGCCCCCUACUGCCCCCGGGCCCUCGGCCAGUUUCCAAAUGGUCAGUCCGCUGGUGCCUGUACCCAGAAAAGGCCAGCGAUGUACAGGGGCGGACUGACAACUCAUGGGGCCCCCGGGCAAUAGGGGAUCAUGGGGCCCCUGUGUCCUUGCCCAAACUCAAAAAAGCCUAUGAAAAAGGUACCAAGGGCAUCUCAUGGGGCCCCCUACUGACCCCGGGCAGUGCCUGAGUUUCCAAAUGGUCAGUCCGCCCCUG
Molecule: messenger RNA, 349 nt
Organism: Staurois parvus
Lineage: Eukaryota; Metazoa; Chordata; Amphibia; Anura; Ranidae
Source: the annotation of a GenBank genome assembly